AUGUCAGCUUCCAACGCCACCACGGGAGUGUCAGAUGCUCAGCCCAGCAUUGUCUACGACAACCAGGUCGAAAUCGCUCCCGACGAGGAUGCGAAUCAAGCGGUCGCUGCUCCUGCAGAACAACCGAGCAGUGUUGGUUUGUCAACUUCUAGCGUGACUAGCUCAGUCUUGGAAUACAGACAAGAGAAUGGGCGGACUUACCAUGGGUACAAAGAAGGGAAAUACAUGCUUCCAAAUGACGAUAGAGAGGUUGACAGGCUCGACCUGCAGCACAACCUCUUCAUCAGAACUUUUGACGGAAGGCUUGCAACUGCUCCCCCAAAUGACCCUGGCGCCAAGGUCAAGAACGUUCUCGAUGUCGGAACUGGAAGCGGAAUCUGGGCAAUGGACUUUGGGGAUCAGCACCCUGAAGCGGAGGUGCGCGGAUUUGAUCUUUCAGCCGUGUUUCCUGAAUUCACCGCUCCUAACGUGCGAUUUGAGAUUGAUGAUCUCGAAGAGCCUUGGACUUGGACGGAGCCCUUUGACUACAUUCAUAGUCGAAUGAUGAAUUCCUCAAUCAGUGACUGGAAAGUAUAUAUUCAAAAAUGUUAUGACAACUUGAGCCAUGGGGGUUACCUUGAACUCAUUGAGAUCGAUUGUAUCCCUCUAUCUGACGAUGGAACUCUGACACCGGAACAUUCCAUUAUGAAAACGGGCAAUCUACUACUGGAGGCUACGACCAAUGCUGGCCGCAAGUAUAUAUACCCCCCUGAUCUUAAGUCCAUGAUGAUGGAAGCAGGCUUCGAUGGCGUGACGAUGCAACUCUUCAAAUGGCCUGUUAACCCUUGGCCGAAAGAAAAGAAAUACAAGGAACUUGGGCAGUGGCAGAAUGAGAAUCUCUUCCAGGGAUGGGAAGCUAUAUGUAUGGCGCCUCUAACGAGGGCGCUUGGCUGGACUAAGGAGGAAGUCACCGUUUUGAUGGCCCAGAAUCGCCGGGACUUCAACAAUCGCAACAUUCAUGCCUAUUUCCCGAUCAUACUUUCGUCAACCGCGAGUGUGACCGCAUCAAUGCUCGAUUACCGUGUUGAGAAUGGCAGGACCUACCAUAGAUACAAGGACGGCAACAUGCAACAUACGAUGUUUUUGCUCACUUUCGAUGACAGACUGGGCAAUGCCCCUCCAAACGACCCGGGGGCGAAGGUAGGGCAUGUUCUUGAUGUUGGAACCGGCACAGGAAUAUGGGCCAUAGAUUUCGCCGAUGAACACCCUGAAGCCGAAGUUCGCGGUAUCGACUUGUCCGCCAACUUCCCAGAAUUUCAACCGCCGAAUGUAAAGUUCGAGAUCGACGAUUUGGAGGAGCCGUGGACUUUCUCUAAGCCCUUCGACUAUAUCCACAGCCGAAUGAUGAACUCUUCUAUCAGUGAUUGGAAGGAGUACAUACAGAAGUGUUACAACAACCUGAACGCUGGUGGCUAUCUUGAGCUGAACGAGAUUGACUUGAUGCCACUCUCCGAUGACGGAACCUUGAAGCCGGACCAUACUCUCGUUAAAACUAGCGCGUUGAUUCAGGAGGCCCUUCAAAUCAUUGGACGUCCUUAUCAGGACGUCAAGGCACUCAAAUCUCUCCUAGCUGAUGUUGGAUUUGUUGACAUCAGGCUACAGCAAUACAAGUGGCCUACUAAUAGCUGGCCGAGGGAGAGACGUCACAAAGAGCUCGGCGUCUGGCAAAACGAGAACAUUCACGAAGGCUGGGAGUCCAUCUGCAUGGCCCCGUUGACUAGAAUCCUUGGCUGGACCAGAGAGGAGGUGUUGGUGUUGAUGGCACAAAAUCGUAAGGAACAGGAUGACCGAAGCAUCCACGCAUAUUACUCUAUCUGGUCUGUCUACGGACGGAAGCCGGAGAAGCCAGCAGCGGCUGCUUAA
Messenger RNA from Colletotrichum gloeosporioides, 1902 nucleotides. Its product is annotated as Secondary metabolism regulator LAE1. The transcript is spliced from 12 exons. NCBI's taxonomy places the organism in Eukaryota, Fungi, Ascomycota, Sordariomycetes, Glomerellales, Glomerellaceae. The record is from RefSeq and is a predicted model, not a curated record. The coding region runs from base 1 to 1902 and encodes 633 amino acids. Gene Ontology annotation, molecular function: methyltransferase activity.